GCAUAGCAAACCCGUGAUUGAAGCAAUAGAUCCAAGAAAUACUGGUUUAUCGGUUGAGGCUUAUCGGCCAAAUAAAGAUAAAACAAUAACCAACGCGAAAUCCGAAGAACAAGAAACGCGUAAGAAGAAAUAA
Ambispora leptoticha is the source of this 133-nucleotide messenger RNA. The record is from the annotation of a GenBank genome assembly. Lineage: Eukaryota; Fungi; Glomeromycota; Glomeromycetes; Archaeosporales; Ambisporaceae.